Molecule: messenger RNA, 828 nt
Organism: Aspergillus oryzae RIB40
Lineage: Eukaryota; Fungi; Ascomycota; Eurotiomycetes; Eurotiales; Aspergillaceae
Product: fungal specific transcription factor domain-containing protein
Exons: 3
Coding region: 1-828 (275 amino acids)
Biological process (GO): DNA-templated transcription
Molecular function (GO): DNA binding; zinc ion binding
Source: RefSeq, a predicted model, not a curated record
AUGAAUGGCAGUAUACGACACGACGACGCGUCUUCGGAUAUGGAUAGCUUGGCCGAGAAUUUCAAGGGCAGGCUUGCUCUGGAUGAAUCGCUGAAUUUCGACCAAGACGGCGAGAUGAGGUAUUUCGGGCCAACGAGUGGGCGACUUCAGUUUCAGGGUUCUUCCAGUAAUCGAGUUAGUAUUGAUGGAUCUGCUUUUUCGGUCUCUCCACCGGAUCAAGUGUCCGAUAGCUAUGGCUAUAUCGACCCCAUUGACCCAAUCACGGCUGGGAUGGGGGUUCCAAAGGACGUCCAGGACCAUCUGAUUGAUUUGUACUUCAGGUGGGAGCAGCCAUGGUAUGCUGUGGUCGAUGAGGAGCUCUUCAGGGAAAGUAUGAAUAAUGGUGGACGGUACUGGACUCCGCUGCUGCAUAAUUGCAUUCUUGCUUUGGGGUCACGGUAUUCCGAUCGUGUCGAUGUCCGAUCGGACCCAGAUGAUCCAAAUACAGCGGGGAAAUCAUUCCUCGAAGAAGCGAAAACCCAGCUCCACAGGGAGAUGGAAAGGCCCAGCCUGACUACUAUCCAAGCACUCGGCCUGAUUGGGAUGGUGUAUAUUGCGAUGGGGGCUGACGCCGCUGGCUGGUUGCACCACGGGAUGGCGAACCGAUUGAGUCUCGAUAUGGGCUUGAAUCUGGACCCAGCUGGAUUUGAAGAGACGAAUGCGAUGACUCCACGGGAGAUUCAACUCAGAAGACAGAUAUACUGGACCUUGUAUUGUCAUGAUAAGUUGUCAUCCAGUUAUACGGGACGUAUAUGCUCUAUGCUUGUAGUAGCUGGCACAGUAUUCUGA